CAUGUGUGAAUGAAACAAAACACAAGGCUGGGUAUGUUUUUGACAUUUUAACAUAGAUCAUAAAAUAGCAUAAUAGGCCUUUUUAUUUGGCAAACCGAAACCACAUUAAAUGGCAAAUCCUGUAAUUACUUAUGCUGCUCCCUAGGAUAACUUAAAGCUAACGUUAGCUUCCUUAUGUAUAUGCUAACUGUGCAGAAUGUUUAAGAUAAUUAAUCCCAUAUGAAUGUUCAGUGCCUCCUCCACAGUCUCACAGACAGAGAGAUGGACUUGUGUAAUCAAAAUAGUGACGCAUGGCAACAUAAACCUCGUAGAACAAGUUUGGUCUCCAUACGACUCUGUUUGUUUAUAUCUGUACAAAUGUCAACACUGUUAUAGACUACUACAUGACCAAGCCUAACUGACCAGGCACACAAGGGGAUGUGUGGGUGGACCGGCUCAACAGGCUAACACAACUGGAGGCUGGAAUGUGAGGUUUUAGAGAAGAAGCUCAGUGGCCAUUAAACGUUUUUACAGGGCCUAGAAACUGGCAGUGGAGAAGAAGAGAAAAUGAGGAGGCAGUUGCGUUUUGAGAUAGCAGAAGAUUUGCGAAAUGUACUUUUAAACGCUCCACUCUUUCUGUAUUGGCAAGUCCAUUAAAAGCAGUAAGUAAGUAAAUACGGUAAGAUCCACAACAGCGAACUCCUUUGAUUCGUCAGUUUGAUUUAUCGGCGUUGUAGUGUGGUGCAACAUUUCAAAACAUUGUGUUAAAGUCACUGAUUUACAGCUCAGAAGUACAUGUAAACGUAUGUCUAAAUCAGAUAGGGUCUUAUGGGGACUUGAUGUAUCGCCUUGUUACUUUGGCUGUAGUACUCUGUCCCAUAUUGGCUGUCAGUGUAUCUGCAGACAUCAUUUUUCAAAGUAGAGCUGCAUGCUGGCAGAGAGCCUGACCAAUGUCCUGCCAUACCCUCCUCCAUUCUGAUUCUCCUCUUCUCUUCUCUCUCUCUCUCUGUCCUGACCUGGCUCGCUUUGAUGACAUCAUAACCGCUACUGUGAGGCAAGAGGAGAAAUGGAGACUGCUUACUCAGACCAGAUGCGCUGAGAGACAGGAAGUGGAUACUAAAACCGACUGACAGCCGUACCUCACUCACUGAUAUCUGAUCUGUGCCUUCUCCUGCCUCCUGGUUACUGCAUACAGCCCACACAGUACUGCAAGCGGGAGCAGCACGAUGGAUGCACGGAUGGAGAGGUCUGCCACUGCGGGACAGAUGACGUCAACCUGUAAACUGAGGACACGCGUAAUCCGAUUUGGGCCUGCCUCCUCCUCACGUGCGCCGCGCCUGACAUCUAGUGGUCACAGUACGCCACUGCAGCACCGUCGCAGCUUUACAGAAACAGAAUAUUCAAUGAAGUAAAAGAGGAACCAGCUCACUUCAAAUUUUUCCAGACAGGACCAUGAACUGUGGAUUUUAAACAACACUUUGGGCUCAUUUCGGAUCACCAUGGAUACAUUUUUCACAACUCUUUUCAUAAAGACAUAGUUUGGAACAUUUUCAGAGAUGAGUGGAGCGGAGGGGCAGGAGGAUGAGCCCCCUGAAUGUGUGGAAGUUUGUAUAGACGUGCGCAUCCACAAACUCCAAAACCGACGUUUCUUCCUCCAGCAGUUGCAGCAUGUGACCAGGAAAGCUGAAGAUGAUGAAGAUGAAAGUGAGCUGGAGCUGGUGGAGAGAGAGCUGCAGGAGCUUCUGCAACAGAAGGAGAGCCUGGCCAGCUGCAGGACCGCCACAGACACAGGGCCCGUGGGUAUUAGUUCCUACAUCAGUAAAGUGGAGACUGAGGGGAUCUACACACUCCCCCCUUUCCAUUUCACACCGGACCCCCUGCCCCCGCCCAUGAUCAGGAACGUCCCUGAGCCUGUCCCACCAGAGGAACCACUGCCACCACCACCCCCACCACCAGAGGAACCUCCAUCACCACCGCCACCACCAGAGGAACCUCCAUCACCACCUCCUUGCCCACCUCCCCCACCUGAAGAACCACCUGUGGAACCUUCUUCUGAAGAUGACGAUAUUAAGCACAUAGAGCCGGUGGACAACCUGGGUAGGGGUGGGGCCUUCACGCUGUGCCCAUCCUGUAAGCAGGUGGUCUUCACUCAGACCAAGAAGUACAACGGAGAGUCAGCCUGGCUUAUGAGUUGCAUUGUGGGCUUUUUUUGUCUCUGUUUUUUCCCGUUCUGCGUGGACCAACUGAAGAGCGUCCGCCAUAACUGUCCCGAGUGCCAGAAGACCAUCCAUACCUAUCACCCCUUCUGAUGUGAGGUGCUCUUCGUUAAUAUGGACUACUUCUGAUGUGAGGUACACUCCACUGCUGUGUACUAUUACUGCACUUUGAUUUUAGCACCUGAAUGAGACUGGAUUAUAAUCUACAAUCUCCCCAGACCAGAACCCACCACCAUAUAUUUUAUCUCCUGUCUAUUUGCAAUGAGAGCGUAACCAUGGUAACAGUUAUGCUCAUGGAAUCCAUGUGAGCCAUAAUGGACCCUUUCUGGUAUAAACAUGAUUCACUUCUUAACUGUGAAAAGAAUGAUUCGACUUUGUAGCCAGUGUCUUGACCUUAGGGAAAUAAAAAAAUAAACAUGGAAAUGUGUGCUAAAAUGCAAAUGCAUGCUCAUGGCAUGGCAUAACGCACGUCAUUAAACAAAUGGGAUCACUUCCUCAAAGACUUAUGUCACGGCCUGAUGAAGCUUCUUCUAUGGAAAUACUGGGCUGUAUGUCUCAUUAAUAUAGUUUUAAUGUUGUUGUGGUUGUUUAUAGUACUGACAAAUGCUAUGGAAUACCUUGACUUGGUGGUAUGUUAUGAACUUGAAUCUCAAUGUAAUAAUCCAUUGCAAAUAUCGCAUUGUUGGUCUGUAACUAUUCAUGGUGCGCUAAAUGUUCAUGUGUAAUAUUUGUAAAUAUGUUAGCUCGGUAAUGACUGGUCACAACAAGUGUCAAUAAAUAA
This is a messenger RNA of Boleophthalmus pectinirostris (great blue-spotted mudskipper), 2976 nucleotides long. RefSeq names its product lipopolysaccharide-induced tumor necrosis factor-alpha factor homolog. Gene Ontology annotation, molecular function: zinc ion binding. The transcript has 11 exons. NCBI's taxonomy places the organism in Eukaryota, Metazoa, Chordata, Actinopteri, Gobiiformes, Gobiidae. The record is from RefSeq and is a predicted model, not a curated record. The coding region runs from base 1536 to 2288 and encodes 250 amino acids.